Messenger RNA from Dermatophagoides pteronyssinus (European house dust mite), 933 nucleotides. Its product is annotated as deoxyhypusine hydroxylase-like. The record is from RefSeq and is a predicted model, not a curated record. Lineage: Eukaryota; Metazoa; Arthropoda; Arachnida; Sarcoptiformes; Pyroglyphidae.
AUGGAGGCGUUAUUUCAUGCACGAUAUUACAACAAUUCCGAUGUUGCCAGCAUUCUAGUUAAAGCCUUGCAGCACAAGAGUGUUUUAUUAAAGCACGAAAUAGCUUAUGUACUUGGUCAAAUGUCCGUAACUAACGUGAAAAAUACUUUGAUUGAUUUAUGUAACGACAAAAGUCAACAUGAAAUGGUAAGGCAUGAAGCUGCUGAAGCUAUACAUGCACUAGGGUUUACAGACGAAGAAACUGAAGCUUGUUUACGACAACAUCUUAGCGAUGAUUCUAUUCCUUUUCGUCAAACCGUCGAACUAGCACUAGAAGGAUUGUUAUUGAAACGUAAAAGUAACUCUGAAAAAAAGAUAAAACCACAUGUACCGAGAUUUUAUUUAAUGACUAAAAAAAAAAAAAAGCAAGAUCUUGUUAUCGCUACUUAUAAUACAAAAGAUCCGGUAGAAUCUGAUAUUUUAAUUCAAACUGAAAACGAACUUAAAAAACAUUUUAAUAUUCUCAAAGAUGAAAUGCAACGUCUUUGGGAUAGAUAUAAAGCUUUGUUUGCAUUGAGAAAUCACGAUUCGAAACAAGCGGCACUUUAUUUAGCAAGCUGUUUGGAUGAAAAAUCGAGUGCUCUUUUGCGUCAUGAAAUUAGUUUUAUACUCGGCCAGAUGCAGAUACCAGAAACUGCUCUCAAGCUUAUUGAACGACUUCAAGAUAAAAAUGAAUUUUCAAUGUGUAGACACGAAGCUGCAAUCAGCUUAGGUAGUUUAGGAGCAAUUGAUUACACGGAAAUCGGUCGCUAUUGGCAACCUAAAAUUAUAGCUGAAUUGAAGAACUUUCUAAAUGAUGAAGAUCCAAUUAUCAGCGAAUCCUGUCAAGUUGCGUUAUUUAACAUUCAGAAUGAAUGCAACUUGCAGCUACUUCCUAAUUUAGUUCCUUUAUAA